AUGACUUCAAGCGUGUUUGAGCCCGGUCGGCUCAUCUCUGAUCCCCCAAUACUCCAACGUCAGCAAACAAUCGCAGGGCCGAAAAGGAGGAUUCGAGUUCACCAAUGCAGAGACAUUGAUACCACCCUUGUCGGGCAGAGCAACAACGACCCGGAGGAAAACCUCCACAAGAAAAGUCUGGCAAGGCCAGAAGUGAGAUCAUCGGGUGUACGGCGACCGACUCGUAGCUUCACCGUGGGUGCGACUCAUCGAUUAAGUGGCCAAGGAUUAAGCGAGGAGAUCGCUAGUCUAAUUCGUACCAGGACUGCUCAGAUUCGCCGGGAAUUGGAGAAGGAGAUGAAGACAAGUGUCGAAAACCUGCCUUUACAAGACAAGGUAAGGUGA
Molecule: messenger RNA, 384 nt
Organism: Protopolystoma xenopodis
Lineage: Eukaryota; Metazoa; Platyhelminthes; Monogenea; Polystomatidea; Polystomatidae
Source: the annotation of a GenBank genome assembly